Molecule: messenger RNA, 1533 nt
Organism: Linum tenue
Lineage: Eukaryota; Viridiplantae; Streptophyta; Magnoliopsida; Malpighiales; Linaceae
Source: the annotation of a GenBank genome assembly
CCUGAACCUACUCCAGAAAACUCAGAUGAUGUGAACUGGAAGUACUUUAAGGAACUUACUAUCUAUGUGAUCAAGGAUAUAGCAAUUGUGAGGGGUUCCGAACACCAUACCGGGGCCAGAGAUAUCAUCCUAAGGAAUGGGGGGGGGGGUUUAAGGCCAACAAAGGCAGAGGAAUACUUCAACAUGAAGCAUGCUAGCGCAAGAAACUGUGUUGAGAGGGCAUUUGGGAUUAACAAAAUGAGAUGGGGCAUCCUGAGGGAUUCAAGCUGGUUCUCCCCUGAAGUGAUGAUUCAAGUUAUAAAUGCUUGUUUUUUAUUACAUAACUUCAUCAAGAAAGAGCAAGGAGUGGAUAUAUUCGAGAGGGACUAUGAAGAUGAAGAGCCUGAGCAAUAUCCAUCAGCUUAUGUUGAGCAGAUAGAGGAUGUUAUAACAGUGGUUCAGCCUUCACACCAGUGGACUCAGUUUAGGGAUAAUAUGGCAAAGGAAAUGAUGCCUAGGCCGAGAAAGCGUAAGAUAGAAGUAGAAGAAGGAGAUGGAGUAGGAGAGGGCAUCCAAGUCCCUCAGCCUAAGGGGCCAUAUUUCUCGUGGACUGAAAGGUUGGAUGCUAUUCUCAUAGAAUGUAUGCAGGAGUUAGUUCAUAAGCACCAAGUUGAGAAUGGCAAUUUCAAGAGUGGAUCCUUUACUGAGCUAGAGCUUAUGAUGAACAAGAAGGCCCCUGGUUGUGGAGUGAAAGCUGAUCCAAACAUUAGAUCAAGGCACAAGAAGCUGAAAAUGGAUUUCAUGGCAGUUCACUUGCUUCGUUCCAAGAGUGGAAAAGGCUGGGAUGAGACCACAUGUACACCAAUUAUCGAUGAUGAUGUGUUUGAAGACCUUCUAAAGGUGCAUCCUAACAUAAAAAACCUGAACAAAGUGCCUUUUCCCUUCUACAACGAGCUUCUUGAGAUCUUUGGGAAAGGUGGGACAGCAGCUGGAAGAGUUACAGGUGGUAUUUGUGACGGACCACCAUCUCCUAAAAAUCUUCUGCAUAUGGAAGGCUUUGACACACCAAUUGAUCUAGAUGACCAGAGAUGCACAGAGAUACUAGAGGACAUAAUCAAUGAGGGCAUUGAUAUGCAACAUCCAACCGCCGUGGAAGCUGAAACACAAGCCACUCCAACUACUCAGAAACUGUCAUCUAACCCCAAAAGUGGAGCUGGCAGAAUCCAUACAAUUAAGAAAAGGGCUAAGAAGAGUGAAAUGGCAACUGAUUCAGCUAUAGCUAAUGUGUCCUCUCAACUUGGUGAGUUGAAGCCAAUAUUAUUAAAAGCUGUGGAAGCACUUGGAUCCAUAACAAGUGAGCGAAGUGAGCGAGAUGGUGACAACAUCAAGCAGGCUUCCUUGAUCAAGGAGAUAUGCAAGAUUGUUGGACUCACGCGUGGCCAAGUCAUUGAUGCUGCUAUGGCUUUAGUAGAAAAUGAUCCAAAGACUAGACUUUUCUAUGCGUUGGAAAGCGAUGAGGACCGAUGCUACUUCAUUAAGAAUCUGCUACGCUGA